Molecule: messenger RNA, 374 nt
Organism: Antrostomus carolinensis (chuck-will's-widow)
Lineage: Eukaryota; Metazoa; Chordata; Aves; Caprimulgiformes; Caprimulgidae
Gene: TMEM234
Product: transmembrane protein 234
Exons: 4
Source: RefSeq, a predicted model, not a curated record
GAGAGGCAGCGGCGCUGGUGCUGGUGGCCGUGCUGUGGGGCAGCACCGGGCCGUUCCUGCGGACGGGCGCAGCGGGGCUGGAGAAGGUGCAGUGCCAGGGCCGCCUGCAGCAGCUGCUGGCAGAGAUCCGCUUCCUGGGCCUCAACUACAAGUACAUGGUGCCGUUUCUGCUCAAUCAAGGUGGAUCUCUCCUCUUCUAUGUCACCCUGGCAUCCGCAGACCUGUCCCUGGCAGUACCACUCUGUAACUCCUUGGCUUUGAUAGUAACCCUGGUGACUGGGAGGAUUCUGGGAGAGGACAUUGGUGGUAAAAGGGCUGUGGCAGGGAUGCUGCUCACUGUCCUAGGAGUCACGCUCUGCAUAGCUGGUUCCUGA